Cetraspora pellucida is the source of this 1035-nucleotide messenger RNA. The record is from the annotation of a GenBank genome assembly. Lineage: Eukaryota; Fungi; Glomeromycota; Glomeromycetes; Diversisporales; Gigasporaceae.
AUGUCUAUGUCUGCACCUCCUGUUGGUGAAUUUUUAGACCAAGAUUCAUUAAUAAAUCAUAUACAAACAUUUAGCACUUCUAAUAGUUAUAGUGUGUUUAUUACAAGAUCAAAGAAAAAUAAAACUUUAUCUGUUACUGAUCCAACUCAUAAUCAUGAUCCUUCUGAUAACAUGUUAGCUUACCCAUCUUUUCGAAGAUCUAAUGAACAGGAAAGAGAGUGGUUAAAAGAGAUAUCAAAUUCUGGUGUUCAUUCAUGUGAAAUAUUAUCUUUACUUUACCAAAUUAACCUAUCAAUUUCAACAACAUCACAGGAUAUCUACAAUAUUCGCAAAAAAAUUCAGUUAGAAAAUUUGAGAGGUUGUACACCCAUCCAAGCACUUAUGAAAGAACUUAGAGAGAGUCAAUUUGAGUAUGAUUACCAGCUUGAUACUGAAGGUUAUGUAACACAUCUAUUCUUCUCUCAUUAUAGAUUUAUUGAGUUAAUUCAUAUGUACUCUUCUGUAUUAUUCAUGGAUUGUAUAUAUAAAACUAAUAAAUUCAAAAUGCCACUCCUUAAUGUUGUUGGUAUAACAAGCUUUAAUACAACAUUUUUUAAUGGAAAAACCCAAAGUUAUUAUAACAGUCUGGGAGUUGCAAGAUGUAAAAGACAUUUUUCUACAAAGCAAGAGUGGAUUACCUUUUUUAAUUAUUGGACAAAUUUAGUAAAGUCAAGGACAGAGAGUGAUUUUAAAACUCAAUGGACAGAUGCUUGGAUUGAUCUUUAUCUUCAUUUGAGUAAUAUAGCAAUGUCUCAGAUAGAAGAAAUAAUUAAAGAAUCAUCUAUGCUUUUGUUAGACCCAAUUGUGCAACAGACUCAAGAAUGGCCAGUUGGUUCACAAAACAAGAGUAACAAGACUCAAGCCUCUACUAAAAAAAACCUAUCAGUUUUUAAGUUAGAAAAAGCUAGGCUAAGUAGCAGAAAAUGUGAAGUAUGUAAGAAAAUUAGUCACAAUAGUAGAACAUGUUAUAAAUCUUCAGAUAUAACAGAAAUUUGA